Messenger RNA from Zerene cesonia (dogface butterfly), 2510 nucleotides. Its product is annotated as lachesin-like. The record is from RefSeq and is a predicted model, not a curated record. NCBI's taxonomy places the organism in Eukaryota, Metazoa, Arthropoda, Insecta, Lepidoptera, Pieridae. Gene Ontology annotation, cellular component: neuron projection. Bases 300 to 1583 code for a protein of 427 amino acids. The transcript has 11 exons.
UAGCGCGUCGGAACGCUCGUCGGUUAUACGUCUUUUGUCUUAUUUUAGUAUAGCAUUAUUCGGUGCCGUAAAGGCUAGCGAGACGGUUUGUCUGCGAGUACCCAGUUUUCUCGCCCUUGUUUAUCUGGCUGGGGGUAGUUAGCGGCGAGGCACCACCCCGCGGCAGUGCUUCCGACGAUCGCUCCGCGAUGGCACGCUCGCUUGCCCUAACUACGUACGACUUUACACGCGCUACGAUCAAACAUAGGUGAACUUUGACAACGCAUAAAUCACCUUACAUUUUAUAUGACGACUAUAAAAUGACCCUUUUUUUACAUUUAUGUUGUGUAAUAUGGAUAGCGUUAACGGCCUGCUGCAGUACGACAGGUCGGGAAAUAACAGGUCAAAAUGUAGUAUCAGUCGCACCUAUUGAAGUCCCUGAUGAGUCGAUGUACCCAAGAUUUGCUGAGCCAAUACCAAACGUCACUGUCACUGUCGGCAGAGAUGCUUUGUUGGCGUGCGUUGUUGACAAUUUAAGAGGAUUUAAGGUGGCUUGGGUGCGUAUGGACACCCAGACAAUACUGAGCAUCCACCACAACAUCAUAACGCAGAACCCGCGCAUCAGCCUGUCGUACAACGACCACCGCUCGUGGUACCUGCACAUCAAAAACGUGCAGGAGGUCGACCGCGGCUGGUACAUGUGCCAGGUCAACACUGACCCCAUGCGCUCCAGGAAGGGAUACUUACAAGUUGUAGUGCCUCCAUCAAUCAUCGACAACAUGACAUCUACGGACAUGGUGGUGCGGGAGGGAGCUGAUGUAACCCUCGUGUGUCGAGCGUCCGGUUACCCCGAGCCAUAUGUGAUGUGGAGACGGGAAGACGGCCAGGACUUUAACUACAAUGGCGAAUCAGUAAGCGUGGUUGACGGAGAGACACUCACGAUAACGAAGGUGUCCCGAUUGCACAUGGGAGCCUACUUAUGUAUAGCGUCUAAUGGCGUGCCUCCUUCGAUUAGCAAACGCAUCAUGUUAAUGGUUCAGUUUCCGCCGAUGUUAUCAAUACCAAAUCAGUUGGAAGGCGCUUACCUAGGUCAGGAUGUCACGUUAGAGUGUCACACCGAAGCCUACCCCUCCUCCAUAAAUUACUGGACAACAGACAGAGGAGAUAUGAUCAUAUCCGAGAUGGAAAUUAUAGGUGGGAAGUAUGAAGCGAUUCCUGUCGACAGCGGGUACAACAAGUUUAUGAUGCUCAAGAUACGAAAUAUAACAAAAGAGGAUUUCGGAUUUUACAAGUGCAUCGCCAAGAACUCUCUCGGAGAGACUGAUGGGAUCAUUAAACUGGAUGAAAUCCCAGCACCACCAUCUGCAUUCACAACUACGCAGAAAUCUAUAUUAGACAACCAAACAAUUAGGAAGAAAGGUCAAUUACAAAUUCUUCAAACGAACGACGCAAUUAGUUCAACUUUUCAAGGUGAGGCAUUCGAUGGGCAAAUAAGAGAUUUCGAUUUUUAUGACAACUCGGCGUCAUCAUUUAAAUUUUAUACAACAUUUUUAAUUAUAUCACUAUAUCACAUGAUGAAUAUAACCAGAUAUUUAAUCUCUUGAUGUUUAAUUUAGUCAUGUUGUGAUAUCAUUCCUUUCUGUAUAACUUCAUUAUGCUGAUCAGACAAUAAAUGUUAAUGUGACACGUUUACAUGUUAUUUAUGUUUCUACAUUCUCAUAUAUCAAUAAGGUUAUCGAUAACCUUUCGCAUAAAGUGUUUAUUACAUAAUACAAUGGUGUUUUAAUAGCGUAUUUUAUUUUGCGUAGUCCCUAAUGAAUAUAGUUUUGUAUUCAUGCAUAGAUACACUGCUAUACUUGCUCCGGACAUUGGAAUAAAGCAAUUUCGCUUUAGCGAUUGUGUCUAUGAUAGCUCGUCUCUACGAGGUACCUAAUAGCGGUGGAAAUUUUGAAGUAAUGAUAAAGUACUUCAACAACAAUUGUAUGUUCACAUUAUUCGAAUAUUUUCCAGCAUAAUUUAAGUAUAUGUAUAUAAUAGCGCUAUUACGACUAUACCAGAUUCUUUUAUCAUGUUUAUUACAUAUAAUCUGAUUGUAAAUGUGAAAUGUUUCCGGUACGAUCAGUGCGGGAUAGAAAUCCUGUUUUAUACAGUGCAUGAUCAGUAAAUGAUCAUAUAGAUAUAGGUGAUUAUAGACUAGGCCUAGACGAUCGAAUUUUCUACAUCGAUUUUGUAAAUUUAUUAAGCCUGGUGUAGAAGAAGUUACAUAAUUUUAUUUAGAUUUACUUGUUCCCGCACAAACUAUCGAUAAGGUUUUUUUUUGUGAGUAGUACGUUUUUACAAGACAUUUGUGUUUUGGAGCUUCUAGAUUUUUUUGUUGAUUUAAUUAUAUACUUCGUUUCUUUUGUUAUUUUGAUAUUGUUCAAACGAUGAUUAUGAUUAUAUGCAGUAUGAGUUAAAUGCUGUUACGAAUUAAUCAAUCUAAUAUAUAGUAACUCAAAAUGUACAUUGAAAUAUUUUGUAACAUUCUGCUA